Corticium candelabrum is the source of this 4188-nucleotide messenger RNA. RefSeq names its product 1-phosphatidylinositol 4,5-bisphosphate phosphodiesterase gamma-1-like. The record is from RefSeq and is a predicted model, not a curated record. The coding region runs from base 35 to 3937 and encodes 1300 amino acids. NCBI's taxonomy places the organism in Eukaryota, Metazoa, Porifera, Homoscleromorpha, Homosclerophorida, Plakinidae. Gene Ontology annotation, biological process: release of sequestered calcium ion into cytosol; phospholipid catabolic process; phosphatidylinositol-mediated signaling. The transcript has 33 exons. Gene Ontology annotation, molecular function: protein binding; calcium ion binding; phosphatidylinositol-4,5-bisphosphate phospholipase C activity.
GGCGCAGUCUGGGUCGCUUUCCCAACAAGACGCCAUGGCCGAGCUCGGCAGUCCGGAUGGGCCAGACGACAUGGCCGAGGUUCUUGUUCAAAUGGAAAAUGGCAGUGUGAUGUCUCGUUUUUACGCCGGAAGACGCAGGCCGGAGAAGAAGACGGUCGUGUUGAAACAAGGUGUAUUCGAGAUAGCAUGGUACGGAGGUGUACGACAAGGCAGGACGUCAACUGCAGUGCCAGAGGGAACAGUUGAGCUGCGAGAAGUGGCGGAGGUGCGCAAAGGCAAGAACUCGCGUGAUUUCGAGAAGCAACAGAACGAGGCCGACCGAUGUGACGCCGAUUCAUGCCUAGUUAUACUCUAUGGAAACGAAUUCCGCUUGAAGACCCUCAGUCUUGUAGCUCUGGGUAAGACCGAGCGUGAUGUGUGGGUGCGGGGCAUCAUGCAUCUGAUCAGCAACACCAGGAACUUCACGUACGCGUUGACUGUCAACAGGUGGCUGCUCAGGGAAUUCCGGAGUCUAGACAGGAACGGAUCAAACACGCUGGGCUUGGGAGAGGUGAAGAAGUUUUUACAGAAAGCGAAUACGCGUUGCCCUAAUCCGAGAGUGCGUGCAAUAUUCAACGAGGUGGACAGAGCUAGGGCGGGCUAUAUCAAUUUCGAUGGCUUUCAAGAGCUUUACAGGAUGUUUCUCAGCACGUCAGGGAUAACGGAAGGUCGGUUUGACAUGUACCUGAAGGACGGUCAAAACAUGACGCUUCACGGCUUUCAAGAGUUUCUUCUAAACGAGCAAGCGGAGGCUCGAGCUGCUGACAUUGGUUUUUGUGAGGAUCUUAUGAUUAGCUUUUUUGGUGGCCGACCUGCUGGGGAACUCUACUUUACGUUGGAAUGGUUUGUGGAUUUUCUGUUCUCGAAGCAUAACAGUCUUUUUAAUCCAGACCACGGCAAACUUUUCCAAGACAUGAACAGACCGUUGUCUCAGUAUUGGAUUGCUUCAUCACAUAACACGUAUCUUACUGGCGAUCAGUUUCAGAGUGAAUCAUCAUGUGAGGCUUAUGCACGGUGUUUACGAAGUGGAUGCAGAUGCAUUGAAUUGGACUGCUGGGAUGGUCCUGAUGGCAAUCCUAUUAUUUUUCAUGGACACACACUUACCACCAAGAUUAAGUUCAAGGAUGUGCUCAAGACAAUAAAGGAACACGCUUUUGUUUCUUCGCCUUUUCCUCUCAUCUUGUCAAUUGAGAAUCACUGCUGCUUGCAGCAACAGAAAGUCAUGGCAAGAGACUUUAAGGAAACGUUUGGAGACAUGCUUCUGAUGCAGCCUGUUGAUCCAAAUGCUGAAAUGUUGCCGUCGCCUACUGUUUGCCGAAAGAAGAUUAUAAUUAAGCAUAAAAAGCUGCCACCUGGUGUCGAUGAGAAAAAUUUUACUCUCCAGCCGAAAUCUGUUGAAGACAUGGAGUUGUCAGAGAUGAUGGAUUUGAGUGACUCAAUCAAACAGGGAUAUCUGUUACUAGAGGAUCCUGUAGACAAGGAGUGGAAUCGUCAUUACUUUGUACUUACACCUCACAGCUUGUACUUCACUCAUGCACAGGAAAAAACACAAGAAGAAACAGAAGCUGAGGAGGUAAUAGAUGAAGAGAAGGAUCGUGAAAUGCAUUACAAUGAGAAAUGGUUUCAUGGAAAAUUGGCUGGUGGACGAAUCACUUCAGAGAGAUUGCUUAAAGACUUUAAUGGUCCAGAUGGCUCGUUUCUUGUGAGAGAAAGCGAUACAUUCAUGGGAGAUUACACUCUUUCAUUCUGUCGAAGGGGAAGAGUAAAUCAUUGUAGAAUUCGCUCUCGUACAGAAGACGGGCGCAUAAAGAUGUAUUUAACAGACAACGUGAGCUUUGACAAUCUCUAUGCUCUCAUUGAACACUACCGGCGAUCACCACUGAAAGCAGCCGACUUUGAGAUGAGUCUUACUGAGCCAGUUCCACAGCCAAAACGACACGAGGAGAAACCGUGGUUUCACAAGAUCAGUCGUCAAGAUGCUGAGGACAUGUUAAAGAAAGUCAGAGAGGAUGGCGCAUUUCUGAUACGGCAAAGUCAAACAGCAGCCGAUGCUUAUGCUGUAUCUUUCAGAGCGGAACACAAAAUAAAACAUUGUCGUAUUCAUGUUGAUGGCCGACUGUACACUAUCGGAACUGCACAGUUUGAGAGCUUGUCAGAGCUUGUGGAAUAUUAUGAGAAGCAUCCACUGUAUCGCAAGAUGAAAUUGAAAUAUCCCAUCAAUGAACAGAUUUUGAUGAAGAUUGGCGUACCUGGAGAAGAAGACGACGAAGACCAACCAUUGUAUGAAGCAUCCGUGUACCACGAUCCAAAUGCAUUUACACAAGGCGUGACGGUUAGGGCUUUGUAUGACUACAGAGCACAGCGAGCUGAUGAGCUCUCAUUCUGCAAGCAUGCUCUAAUCAUCAAUGUGGAGAAACAUGAUGGCGGCUGGUGGAAAGGUGAUUACAAUGGGAUGUCACAACGGUGGUUUCCUUCCAACUACGUCGAAGAAGUUGAAAUGGAAGCAGCAAAGGAGUCUCCUCUUGGUAGUGUUCAGCAGGGUUCGGUAGACGUUCAUGGUUGUCAUGUUGAAACUGCAAAUACUCGUAGUGAGCAACCUUUUAUUUUUCGCAUCAUGCCGGCUAACGCCAUCGGAGAUCGAACCAAGCAACUAGAAGUAGCCGCAGAGGGUGCAGAAGAUCUGAGUAGCUGGGUCAGUGCUAUUCGUGAUGCAACUCAAAAUGCAGCUGAUAAGAAACGUGAAAGAACACUUUUAGAGCAGAAACGAGGUAUUGCACAAGAACUGUCUGAUCUAGUUGUGUACUGCAGAACUGGAUCCAACUUUGAUCUCGAUGGAAUGCCUGGAAAGUACUAUGAAAUGGCGUCAUUCUCUGAAACAAAAGUAGAACGUAUUCUGAAAACAAGAGCCUCUCGCUUUGUCACGUACAACUUUCGACAACAUAGUCGUAUCUAUCCCAAAGGCAGUCGUGUUGACUCGUCUAACUAUGACCCGACACCAAUGUGGAAUUGUGGAGUGCAGAUGUGUGCUCUCAAUUACCAGACUCCCGAUAAGCCGAUGCAACUGAACUACGGAAGAUUUCUCUCAAACGGCGGAUGCGGAUAUGUCUUGCAACCCGAGUGUAUGCGGGAUCCUGCAUUUGAUCCAGCAAAACGAGAAUCGGUUAAUUUAGUCGAACCUGUGGCGUUGAGUAUAGUGAUUCUUGGUGCGAGGAACUUGGUGAAGUUUGGCCGAGGAAUUUCAUCUCCUUUUGUUGAAAUCGACAUUGUAGGUUUAGAUUGUGACACUCAAAAGUAUAAAACACCAGUGAAACGUACGACUAAUAUUCUUUGUAAUUUCAAUUGUGUUACUUGUACUGUGAUUGUUAUAGCUGACAAUGGGCUUAACCCUGUAUGGAACUUGCAGUGUGAGUUUGACAUUGAGAAUCCAGAUAUGGCUCUUAUCCGAUUCCAAGUACAAGAUGAAGACAUGUUUGGAGAUCCAAAUUUCUUAGGACAAGCUGUGUAUCCUAUUUCAAGUCUUAGGAGAGGUUAUCGUAGUGUCAUAUUGAGGAAUGGAUACAAUGAAGAACUGGAACUGUCACGUUUACUGGUUCAUGUUGAUACAAGAAAUGCAAAGGGUGAUGAUGAAGAUCUCUACUCUUCCAUCCAGGGCCUUCGACAUCAAAUGGCACGUAUCUCAUCCGAGAUCUCACAGGAGGCCAAGCAGAAUAAGAAGAUAGUUGCUAAUGGGCGUGUUCAGAGUGAAACUUCAGUUCGCAAGCUAGAGCGGUUAAGUGAGGAAUUGCGCAAGACACAAGGUCUGUUGUUUGAAAAUCAGAUGAAGCGUGAGAAGCAAAGGCAAGAUCAAAAAGGUGGAAGUGCUCGUACAAAGCGCCCGGUAUCUACUCGAGUACGCUAGCUACUCUUUAAUGAGAUAAUAUACGUUAGUGGAAAACUUCAAGUUGUUAUUUAGUUCAAUCAGCUAGGUGCUGGCCAUUACUAAUGCAGGCCAAACAUGUAGAUUGUGGCUGUGUUUCAACUUGGGCAUUUACUAUAAGAUGUCAUGACACACAUGACUGAACUGAAUGAUGGCACACAUAUCUGAACCAGCGAUGUUGACUUGUGUUUGGUUAUGUGCUUUUAUGAUUUUGUAUGCUUUAUCGUUCUAUA